AUGCACGACGCUGUCACGACCAUAUCCCCCGGCACUUUCCAAUCGUCUGAAAAUCCUCGUGCCUCUGCAGUGACGAAACAAGCAAAAAUCGCCAAAUCUGCUGAUUGGACUCGAGAUUCUGCUAAUAUGGAAGAUACGGCCUCCGAUCGCCGACAACACCAGAUCAAUUCUAUGUACAGCAAUCAACCUAUGCAGACGAAGUACCAGCCUUCAGCUUUCCGCCACUCCCCUCUCGAUCACAACACGGACAUGACCUUAUCGUCUGACGGUGUUGUUCAGAAUGGUGGACGAUGGCGCGUGAAUCACAAUGGUCAACUUGUCGACACCGAUGCGGACACUUCGUGGGACCUUGCUAACGAGCUCGUCAGGUUGAACAUUUCCAGUGGAAUAGAUGCUGGUGACGAUUUGCAUGGCCAAAUGCGCACGCCUCCUAAAUCGAAGCUUGCGGCUGCUGCCGUUGUCCAACUUCAAGAAUCGAGCCCUCUUGAAACUUCAUCCGACGCUAGCCUGGACUCUGGAUCGUCCCCUCAUGCUUCCGAACAACACCUCAUUCUUCCUUCACAUUCACGCGGCUCAUCGACGGAUACCACCUCGUCUAGUCAAAUAUCGGGCUCCGGGAAUACCCUACAGACGUCAGCCCUGGGUUUAAAUGUCGGCAGCGAACACAGGGAUAGGCCCCACUCUUUCGACGGUGGGCUUUCGAGUGCCGACCUGCGCCGCCUUCAAAAUGCUGGCUCGAGUGAUUCGACAGACCAGUCCCAUCAAUGGUCCGGUCUGCUGGCAACUGCGGAUAAACAAGCGCUGGCCGAGCAGACUGCCUAUCCCUCACUCUCCGGAUAUCCUCGUCAACACGGCCACACGCACGGUUCUGCCUCAUUCUCUCAGAUUCCAGACGACAUGCAGGUCAACUACGGCGUCCAGCAGCGUCAAUACCAGCCUAUCGCCGAGAAUAUGCACGUGGCUAACGCCUCCAAUGGCUUCAAUACUGGGCGAUCCAACGCUAGUAUGCCAUCAUAUCGCCCCCAGCCUGCACGUGGCUACAACCCGCAGAUGCAGUCCAUGGUACCCAGUAAUGCGACCCUGGGGUAUGUUGCCCCUCCCACCCACACCACCCACUUGUCGCUCGGGAACACCCAACAGUUGUACGACAUGAUGAUGCCCCUGCACGACAAUCCGGCUGUUGCCCGCGUGCAACAGCAGCACAACGUGUUCCGCGCCUCUCACCAACACUCGACAUCUGAUCCCAUUCAUCUGCGUGAGGCGGCCGCUCUGCUGAACGGCGGUAUGCCGCCCUACGCAGGGCCUGGAAUGUACCCCGGCGCGAUCGCCCCUGCUGCUAUAGGCAUGUAUCCUGGUCAAUUCUAUCCUCAAGACCAGUACUCGGCCGCGAACGUUGCUGCUCAAGUCAUGGCUGCUGCUCGACUGCAGUCACACUACGCAGCCCCAUAUGCUGUAGGGAUCCCGAGCCACGAUGUCAGCCAACCUAUGGGAAGCUCUGUCAGCGCCAUGAGUUCCAGCACUGGCGUUGCUGUUGAUCCCAGUGGCAACGGACCCAGUGCGAACAAUCGGAAGCUGGGCCUGUACAAGACGGAGUUGUGUAGGAGCUGGGAGGAAAAGGGUACUUGUCGUUACGGGCCUAAAUGUCAGUUUGCGCAUGGCGAAGAUGAGAUUCGCAAGGUGUCACGCCACCCGAAGUACAAGACCGAAAUAUGCAGGACAUUUUGGGUUUCUGGGUCCUGCCCUUACGGAAAGCGUUGCUGCUUUAUUCACACUGAGCUUCCUGCGUCGGGUGCGCCGCCAGGCGCCGAUGGCGCACCUCCGCCGAAGGUCAACCCAGAAACUCGUGGUCGGUCCGACAGUGACUCGGGCGAGGCUCCAGUCUCCCUUUUGGCUCGUAUUUCCGCCAAGCGCAAUCAGGAUGCCGUGAACAGCGCACAGAACCCGGACUUGGCUCCUUCGCCCAGCUAUCAACAAAACUCGCGCCCUGGGGCGCUCAGAGUCGACACAUCUUCCCUUGAUCAACCCAACAUCAAGCAGAACAAAUCAGCUUAUCCUUCAUUUGCUGCCAACGGGGUACUGUUUCCUAACGGAGAGACUUCAGGAAGUCUGUCCCCAGGACCCGUCACCGCCGGACCAGACCUCGGCAGGCAAAGGGCCGACUUCAUCGGUUACGGCCAGUCUCGCUUGAAUACAAGGAGCUCUUCGACGGCGCGCCAUUCUUUCAAUGGUUCUGACAUUAACUUGAACUUGAAUACCCCGCCGCCUACGUCUGGGCAAACUUCGCCAUUUGCGAUGUCGACUUCGGAAACUCCGACCGCGCGUCAGGGUGGGCACGCGCGCGCAGGCAGCGCUGGAAACUGGGGCUCCUUCUCUAGGAGUGGGCACCUCGCUGCGCCGUCUCCUUUUCACGGUCCGCAAUCGGCGAAUCCAGGCAAUGAGACGAGGAUGAACACGCCUUGGUUGUCUCCCGACCUCGGAACCAGCUCUCGUUACGCUGAGAAAAGCUGGGUCUGA
Molecule: messenger RNA, 2514 nt
Organism: Heterobasidion irregulare TC 32-1
Lineage: Eukaryota; Fungi; Basidiomycota; Agaricomycetes; Russulales; Bondarzewiaceae
Exons: 5
Coding region: 1-2514 (837 amino acids)
Molecular function (GO): metal ion binding; mRNA binding
Source: RefSeq, a predicted model, not a curated record